Molecule: messenger RNA, 3577 nt
Organism: Vespula pensylvanica (western yellowjacket)
Lineage: Eukaryota; Metazoa; Arthropoda; Insecta; Hymenoptera; Vespidae
Gene: so
Product: homeobox protein SIX2-like
Exons: 6
Coding region: 548-2164 (538 amino acids)
Biological process (GO): regulation of transcription by RNA polymerase II
Cellular component (GO): transcription regulator complex; nucleus
Molecular function (GO): DNA-binding transcription factor activity, RNA polymerase II-specific; RNA polymerase II cis-regulatory region sequence-specific DNA binding
Source: RefSeq, a predicted model, not a curated record
ACGAUAAUAAUAACGAUAAAAGAGAAAAUAUAAUAAAUAUACUCACAAUUACGAAGAAAAAGAAGAAGAGGAAGAGAAAGAAGAAGAAGAAGAGGAAGUGGAGGAGGAAGAGGAGGAGACGCGAUGAUCAUCGAUCGGUGCGGGCCGCGUAAUUCGUCGUGGAUAGUCGCGAAGUUUGCUACGAGCGAUAUGUCGCGAACUUCGCAUCAAAGUGUCGAAAACGCGCGGAAAUUUCGUUCGUUCGAAUAGGGGGUAGUGUUUGUACGAAUAAGUAAAUAUUUAAAUCGAAUAAAUACAUAAGUAAGUAAAAAAGAAAAGAAUAUUAAGAAAAGAAAGAAAGGAAGAAAGAAAUCUAUACGAAAUUACUUUCGUAAGAGAUAAUACAAAAGUGUGUUAAUCCAGGAAGAAAAGGGGUUACGUUAGACUAGAAGCAAACGAGGAAGAGGAAGAGGAAGAGAAAGGCAGAGUAGUAGCAGUGUGUAGGAAAAGAAAAGAAAAAAAAAGAGCGAGUAGAGAAAGAAAAAAAAAGGGAAAGGAGAAUGACGCGAUGAUGGCCUACGGAGGAAGCGCUGGUAACGGUGGAGGCGCGAUGGGACCUUCGGCUGGUGGCGGAGGCGGUGCUGGUACGACGGACGUUUUAGGCUCGACCAGCGAUUAUAGUCCUCAAAGCACGCCGACGCCACUCUCGGCCUCGCAUUCGUCCGCUGGCGUCGAGGCGGCGGCCGCGGUUACGAGCUACGGUACUGGUACCACCGGGACGACGAGCAAUUACAGUCCCCAGGACAGUCCCGCCAGCUCGGCGGGCGGUGCUACCAACAACGGACAACUUCCGACAUUCGGUUUCACCCAGGAACAAGUUGCCUGUGUUUGCGAGGCGAUGGUGUCGAAUGUUCAGGUUCUCCAGCAAGCAGGCUCCGUGGAAAGGCUUGGAAGAUUUCUCUGGUCUUUACCGGCUUGUACGAGAUUACACAGAAACGAGAGCGUUCUAAAGGCAAAGGCUAUAGUCGCUUUCCAUCGUGGCCAAUUCAAAGAGCUCUACAGGAUUCUUGAGAGCAAUACCUUCAGUGCGCACAAUCAUCCAAAACUUCAGGCUCUUUGGUUGAAGGCACAUUAUAUCGAGGCUGAGAGACUUCGAGGGAGGCCACUCGGUGCGGUCGGAAAAUAUCGAGUCCGUCGUAAGUUUCCAUUGCCAAGAACGAUAUGGGACGGCGAAGAAACGUCUUAUUGCUUCAAGGAGAAAUCAAGGAGUAUCCUGCGGGAAUGGUAUGCUAACAAUCCUUAUCCAUCGCCGCGAGAAAAACGUGAAUUGGCUGAGAACACGGGUCUGACGACAACUCAAGUUAGCAAUUGGUUUAAGAAUCGUAGACAGAGAGACCGUGCAGCGGAACAUAGCGGUCAAAGGGAAGACAAAACCCAUGGUGGUGGUCUUGGUGACUCCAGUAGUGAGUCUGGCGAUGAAGCCAAAAGACAAUCCGUCGUUCAACAACAACAGCAACAACAACAACAACCGUCGGCUUGUGCCGUUCAACAACAACAACAACAACAACAGCAACAGCAAAUGGUCGAACACCAACAAACUUCGAGUAUGUACCAAUUACCACCUCCUGCUGCGGUCUCAAGUCCUCACUCCUAUCAUCAGACUCAUGGUACAAGUCUGAGUCAUCCGCAUACACCCACCCAUCAUAUGCAACAUCAUGACACCAGCAGCGAGAGCGGCGACGACAAGAGAAACCUCCACCAUCAGUUGCAACAUCAUCUUCAGGUUGGUGCACACGGUACCCAUGGUCUUGUUCAUCCUACGGCGACCUUACCACCGCCGCCGCCAAGCUGUGCUCAACAGAAGAGCCAACUUGAUUAUAUGCAGUAUUAUAGCCCUCAGGAUUACCUGAUAGGCACGCCCACCUCGGCGGAUCUGCAGAAGUCGCUUCCUCACACGGCCACGUCAAUGCAGAUGGGUGCUAUAGCACCUUCGAUGGGUGGCCUAAGCCCGAUGGCACCUUCGACGAUGUUACAGAACACUAUGCAGGGCGUGAACAGCAUGAAUACCAUGUCGAUGAACGGUAUGGGAAUGGGAGCCUAUCAGGGAAUGGGUUCGAUGGGGAUGUCGACGUCGCAUACGAGUUACCACAGUGGACUCGUCUUAGGCGAUUAUCAUUCGUUGUGACCUUGGGCUCCGAACGGUCAGAGUAAAAGGAAUCCAGAAAAAACUUAAGGAUAAACGAACUUCCGAAACGAACUCAGCUAUUCAUCCACACAUACACACACACACACACAACAUUCCGAAUAAAUGUCUUGUAUUAAUUAAAAAUUAAUUAACACGUGAUAUAACUAGAGAUGGACGAAAUGUUAUCGAGAGAAGCUAAUUAUUUUAAUAAUUCUUUUUUUGUUUUCGCUGCAUAUAGUAAACAAAAAGUUGUUUUUUUUUUCUUUUCUCUUUUAAAGCGACAUUAAACUCUGACAUUAAUUCGUCUUAAUAUUAUUUAUAUUAAUUUUUUCAAAAGCUCUCGCUUGAUAAUUUUGCUUCAUUCUCAAUAGUUGCAAUUUUACUGCUAAAUAAAAAUAUAAUUUAAAAAACUAUUAAAGAUACUUUUGAAGUUGCGAUAUAAGUUAUAUUUGUAUAUAUAUAUUUUUUUAUGUCCACGAAUAAUAAGAGGCACUAUAAAACAAUAGCAUAAAAAACGUGUUAAUCUACAUAAACUAAAAAAAAAAUAAUACGGCAGAGCUCUCAUUCUUUCGACGAAAUCUUUUUAGACUUUAGUCCAAAACGUCUAUACAUAAGUAAAUAGAUUAGAUAAAUAAAUAAAUAAAUAAAGUAAAUAAAUAAAUAAAUAAAAAUAUAUAUACACAUAUUUAAAUUUGUACAAAUAAAAAUGCUACGAUUCGACCAAAGCUACAGAUUAAUUUCUAUCUUAGAGAUUCUAGAGUAUGACGUUGUGUAUUGUACAUUACUCUUGCACAAAACAUGAAAACACAUUUGCGCACGCAAUAUAUUAUAUAUAUAUAUAUAUAUAUAUAUAUAUAUAUAUAUAUAAUCAAUCUAGAUAUAUGUAUAAUAUAUGAAAGAAGUCGGAAAGAAAAAUGAAAGAAGGCAACAGAACAAAUGUGUCAUAAAUAAUACUUACGGUUGCAAAAAAGAGAGAGAGACAUACACUUAGACGAUUGAUUCCGUGUAUUUUCGAACGGACAAAUAAUAUAAAUAAUAAAAAAAAAAUUGCACAAUUAUGAAGGAAUAGAGGAGAAGAGGAGGGGGCGGCAGGUAGGAGAACACAAUGAGUGUGUAUUGUACGUGUGAUGUGCGUAUGCUGGCGUGAAAAUGAGUAUAUAUCUGAAGAAUAAAAGGGAAUGAAGUGAGAUUGAGAGAGAGAGAGAGAGAGAGAAUGAGAGAGGAAGAAAGAAUGAGAAUAAGAAUAAGAAAAGUAUGAAAAAAGACGAGAAUAUAAAGAAGAAAAAAAUAAAUAAAUGAAAAAAAAAAGAGAUAAAAGAUCCAUCGAUGUACGAUCGUACUGUAAUAAUAACAAGUAAGUUGAUGUUAUUUAAAAAAAAAUAUUAUCUACGAAUAAAAAGAAAAUAUUAUCUA